AUGUACAUGUAUCUCCCUAUUUUCCACAAGUGCAGCCUCGCCACAUCGCAGCUCAUUCCUUUUCAAAUCAAUUCAAAUCUGAACGAAGCGAUGGCAGACGACAAUGACUUUUUGAAGUCUGGCAUCAAAAAGUUCAAAGUCGAGGACGGUGUCGAAGACAUGACCAUGGUCGACGACAUUGACGAAGAAGGCAUCAAGGUGAACCUGGAUGUGCGGUUCAAGCGGGACCAGAUCUACACGUACACGGGCACCAUCCUGGUCGCCGUGAAUCCGUUCAAGAGCAUUCCUGGGAUUUACGAGCAAGACCGCGUUCGCGAGUACACUUCGCAGCGCAUGGGCGCCCUCCCGCCCCACAUCUACGCCACCGCAGAAGCCACCUACGACAACAUUCGCAACUCAAACCAGAACCAGUCCGUCAUCAUCUCUGGCGAGUCUGGCGCCGGCAAGACCGAAAACACAAAGCUGAUCCUUCAGUACCUGACCGCCGUCACUUCCAACCCCAAGUGGAUUGAGCAGCAGAUCAUGGAGGCCAACACCAUCCUCGAAGCAUUUGGUAACGCAAAGACCGUGCGCAACAACAACUCGUCGCGCUUUGGCAAGUUUACGCAAGUCUGCUUUGAUCGCGAAAUCAACAUCACGGGCUGCAUCAUUCAGGACUACCUGCUGGAGCAGUCGCGCGUCAUCAACCAGGCGACCGACGAGCGCAACUACCACGUGUUUUACCAGUUGUGCGCGGGCGCCAAGGCCAACAAGGAGAUUCGCGAAAAGUACCAUGUGGAGGAUCCGAGCAAGUACAACUACCUCAACAAGAGCGGCUGCAUUGACAUUCCCGGCAUGGACGACAAGAAGGACUUUGACCACCUGCGACUGGCCAUGACGGUGCUCAACAUCAACCCGCAGCAGCAGGACGCCGUCUUUAACAUUCUGUCGUCCAUCCUCUGGAUGGGCCAGCUCGAGUUUGCCGAUUUGGACGGCGAGACCAUCACCUUCACGUCCAAGGACAACGAACUCAUCGCGCGCUUGAGCCAUCUCCUCAAGGUGGACGAGGCCUCCAUGAAGAAGGCCCUCUCCUUCCGCCAACUUGCAGUCCGCGGCACCGUCACCGACAUUCCGCUCCGCUUGUCCCAGGCGCACGACAACCGUGGCGCCAUGGCCAAGGCGCUGUACUCUCGUCUGUUCACGCUGCUCAUCCACCACAUUAACGCGUGCACCAACCCUGGCUCAAAGUCGAAAAAGUUUGUCGGUGUCCUGGAUAUUUUCGGCUUUGAAAACUUUGAAAUCAACUCGUUCGAGCAGUUGUGCAUCAACUACACCAACGAGAAACUGCACAAGUUCUUCAACAACUACUGCUUCUCGCUGGAGCAGCAAGAGUACCAGGAGGAAGGCAUCGAGUUUGCGCACAUCAACUGGACGGACAACCAGUCCGUCCUCGACCUCAUUGACAAGCCGCCGAACGCCAUUCUCAAGUACCUGGACGACGAGUGCAAGUUCCCCAAGGGCAGCGACGAAACGUACCUCGAGAAGCAGCACGCGGCUCUUGAAAAGAUUCCCGGCUACACCAAGCCCACCGACAAGCGCCUCGUCAAGCUGCGCUUUGGUGUCACCCACUUUGCCGGUGAUGUCUUUUACACGGUGACCAACUUUUUGGAGAAGAACAAGGACAUUCAGCAGGACAUUCUCUUUGACGCCAUGAGCCGCUCUGGCGACGACCUCGUCAAGGAGCUCUGCAAGUACAAGGACAUGGCGGAAGGCGCUGGCAACAUUGGCGUGAGCGAAAAGAAGGUCGAGGAGGAACGCGGCAAGGCCAAGGGCAUUGCGACCGUCAGCUCCGUGUUCAAGGACCAGCUCAACAGCCUGGUGGCAGUGUUGAGCACGACGAUGCCGUGGUACGUGCGAUGCAUCAAGCCAAACUCGGUCAAGAAGCCCAACAUUUUCGACGGCCAGAUGGUGCUGACGCAGCUCCGUUACUCUGGCAUGCUCGACAUCAUCCGCAUUCGCAAGAUUGGCUUCCCCGUCAAGAUUAAGGCGCACGACUUUUUGCAAAAGUACCGCUGUCUCGCUCCCCGCGAGCUCGCCAUGGGUGACGAUGAGCAAGCUGCUUGCCGGGCCAUUAUGGAGCUGCUCCGCCUGCCCACCACCGAAUGGCAGGUCGGCAAAACCAAGCUCUUCUUCCGCCAGCGCGUCUUUGAUCCGCUGGAGGACCUGCGCCGUAGGCUGCUCGCGCGCAUGGCCGUGACCGUGCAAAAGAUUUGGCGCGGUUGGUACCAGUACAACGAGUACCAAACGCUCCGUCGGGCAGCGAUUGUCUUCCAGUCGCGCUUCCGCCAGUACCUCGAGCGUCACAACUUUAAAAAGAAGAUUGCCUCUGCGAUUGUGCUGCAAAAGUACGUGCGUGGCUGGUUUGCACGCGAUUUGCUGCGUGCGCUCAAAAAGCAAAAGCGCGAGCGAGAAAAGAAGGAGGCCCGCGAGCGCAAGGCUGCCGAGGCUGAGGCCAAGCGAAAGCGUCUGGAGGAGAAGCGCAAGAAGCGAGCUGACAAGUCUUCCAAAAAGGGCAAAGGCGAUGCCGAAGACGACGAGGACGCCGAAGAGGACGAGGAAGAAGACGAGGAAGAAGAAGCUGAAGCGGCUGAAUCUUCCUCCUCCUCCAGCAGCUCGGAUGACGAUGACGACGACGAUGAUGACGACGAUGACGAUGACGACGAGCUUGCCGAUCACUCGGACGACGAUGCCAAGACCAAAAAGAAGAAGGCUGGCAAACGCCAGCGUCGCAACACUCGCCGUGCUCGUGCCAAGUCCAUCAAGGGCAAGCCUUCCAAGAAGGGCAACGCCACCAGCGAUCUGGCCGCGCUCAGCAGCCUGCUGGUCGACGCUGUCAAAGAUCCUGCCCGCAAGAAGGCCGACAAGGAACGCCGCGAUCGUCGCCUGACCAAGCGCCUGACCGAGCACAACAUGAACGUCGACACCGCUCCUGCGGACGCUUCGCUCAUGUCGUACGCCUUCAAACACAUCAACAUGCAUGACAAGAUGCGCAAGGCGCAUUUCGCCUCCCUGUCCACCUCCAAGGUCGGCUCGAUGACGGCCGAGGAGAUGUGCACCUUCCAAAACGUGCAGACCGUCUCCACCUCGUUCGUCAAGAUGGAGGACCAGCAAAGCAUUGCCUUUGCCGUCGCCAUGUACAAGGAGGUCUACCGCUAUGUCAAGAAUGGCGCGAGCAAGAAGGACGAGUACCCGCUCGUGCGUGCCAUGAUCCAGAAGGCCAUCGAAAAGCCGGAAAUCCGCGAUGAGCUCUUCUUCCAGCUGGUGCAGCUCUCCAACCAGAAUGAAAACCAAGACCAGGUUGACCGUGCCUACACGCUGAUGGCGUUUACGGCGUCUGCUGUGGCCCCGUCCAACUCGCUGUACCGCGACUUUGUGGCACAUGUUGAUCAGCAUGCCUCCAAGUUCAAGAACAAGGACAGCGGCAAGCUUGCCGCGUACGUCUCCAAGUCAGUCAAGGCGGUCAAGCUCAACGGUGUUCGCAAGUUUGCCCCGUCUUCGCUGGAGUGCGAUCACAUCCGCACCCAGCAGGCCAUCAACUGCACCUUUACGUGCGUGGACGGCUCCAUUCACAUCAUCCCCGUCAAGCUCGUGGCUACGGUGGGUGAGGCGCUCGAAAUAGCGUGCGUUCGCAUCGGCCUGGACGCUGCCGAAGGCUUUGCCCUGUUCGAGUCCAUUCCCGACCGCGAGCCGCGCGUGGUUCGUGGUGUCGAGUACUUUGGCGACAUUCUUGCCGAGUGGGAAACGGCCAAGCGCACGUCCAUUUCGGAUCCCAACCCGAGCGGUGUGGGAGGUGCUAUUUCUGUCGCUGCGCCCUCGAUUGCCAUCACUGGCCUGGCGUACGACAGUGCGGGUGGCAUCAUUUCUGCUGAGGAUGCUCAGAUCUCUGCAGCCAAUGCUGCUGCUGAAGCUGCCAAGUCCAAGAACAAUGCAAAAGGCACUGUGCGUGACAAGAAGCGCAAGUCGGAGCCCAAGGAAACCGAAGACCUGAUUGGCGAAAAGCGCAAGACGGCCGUGUUUACCAACACCUACAACAACCUGCGCGUUCCAGCAGUGCCGGUGCCCGUUGUUGAGCCGGCCAUCCUGGUCGACAGCAAGAAGCCUCUGCUCAAAUCGGCCAGCUUUGUCGAGCCCAAGCCAAAGAAGGGCGCGAAAGCCAAGGCCAAAGAAGCAGCCGAGCCCGCGCCCAGCCCCACUGCGGCCCUGAUUCCCGUCGUCGGUUGCAGCGACGCUCGCUUGGUCAUCCGUCGCCGCACGCUGAUCUACAAGGAACCGCCGCCGAACGACGUUGAGGCACGUCUGCUGUUUGCGCAGAUGGUUCAAGCCGUCACGCGCGACGAACUGCCCUACCUGCUGGAAGACGCCCUCCGACUUGCAGGCCUCGAGGCCCAGGCUCUGUACGGCAACUUUGACGCUGCCCAGGCCAAGACGCGCUUCGCCUUCCCCGAGCUGUUCUUCUCAAAGUUCCUUCUGGACAACAACGGUCUCGAGUACAAGCGCACCCGGGACGAAUGGUCGACCGAGGCCAGCAAGGCGCACCAGAUCCAUGGCGAAAACCUCACGCAACUGCAAGCCCUCCACGAGUACCUCAAGAUUGUGAUGAAGCAUCCCAUGUUCGGCACCACCUUCUAUCACGUCACCUACAAUGGAUUCUGGUCACACCCGACGCGCAUUGGUCUGCUGGUCGGUCUCGAUGGUCUCAAGUUCUUCAACCUGAAUUCCAAGGCGGUCUUUAUGACGCUGGACUACGACAAGAUUCAGGCGCUCGAGAUUGACAAUGAGACUUGCGUUGUUUCGCUGACGCUGAAGGAAGCCAGUGAUGGUGUCGCCGAGCAAAAUCAGUACAGCUUCCUGUCCAAGCAACGAGAGGAUAUUGCGCUUCUGAUUGGCUCGUACUCGCCGUCGCACCGCUCGUUUGUGCAAAAGGAGGCCAAGGCGAACGAAACUGUCGCGACCCAAGCCGAGAUUCUCAAGGCACGCCUCGAGCUCCGCGAUGCGCAAGCCAAGUUGGAGACCAGCGGUGUCAUUACCUUCAAGGAGGCUGUCGAUCCGAAACUGCCGGCGGACGCGUCCAAGACGGGCACCGUGUCUGCUAAAAAGGAAAAGGACUACAGCAAGGGCACGCUCGGCUCCAAGGUGGGCGGCAUUUUCUCGCGCAAGAGUGGCAGCACUUCGCUCGACCGCUUGGACAAAAUCGAGAAGGAGGUUGCGGCUGCCAUCGUGAACGCCGGCGACAGCAAGAACAAGACCGCGCUUCGCAGCAGCGCUGCCAAGGUCACGUACAACAACAUGGUGAACGCCGACAACAUCAAGGACAAGGGCUGGUGGGCCUUCCAGAAGACGCCCCUCCUGCAGGCCAUGACCAAUCUCGUGCCGACCGACGGCGAGGAUGGCGAUGUUGCCUUCAAGCUGUUCAACUCCAUUCUCAUCUACCAAGGCCUCGCCACCUCUGGCGGCCUGGCAUUCGACUCGAACGACUCGACGGCACUGCUUCAGUUGAUGAUGACGCGCGCCCUGGAAAACCAGGGCAUUUGCUGCGAAAUGUACCUGCAACUGCUCAAGCAGACCACCAACAACCCCCAGCCGCACUCCAAGUCCCACUUGCAAGCCUGGCGCAUCCUAACGCUUGCCUGCAGCGUCGUCGCGCCUCGCGUCGACGUUGUGCUGGAGUUUGUUCGUGCUCAUCUGAAGCUGCACUCCGAGUACGGCAACACCGAGUAUGGCAAGUAUGCCCAGUACGCUCGCAAGCAGCUCGCGCGCACGCUGACCAAGACUCGCCGCGCGUAUGCUCCGUCGUCCACCGAGAUUAUGUUUGUCACGAAUCGCAAGCUGAUUCAAACACGCUUCCACUUCCUGGACGGGCAGUUCCGUGCCCUGAUGUUCGACUCGGCCUCCUCCGCAGCCGAGGUCGUGGACAUGGUCAAGGACCGCAUUGGUCUGGACAAGUCGAACAAGACGUUCGCCCUCUUUGAGUGCUACGGCAAUCUUGAGCGUUACAUGCUCCCCAACGACAACGUUGCCGACGCGCUCUUCAAGUGGGAAAAGUUCUCCAACAAUGCAAAGGAACCGCAAACGCUCAAGCUUGUCUUCAAGCGUCGCAUCUAUCUUGGCCCGUUCCUGCCGGAGGCCAACAAGGUGGAACGCAACCUUGUCUUCUUCCAAGCUGUCGACGCUGUCGCCCACGACCGCCAUCCCAUCACGUUCGAAGAAGGCAUCCAGCUCGCCGCACUGCGCGCGCAGGUCCUCAUUGGCGACCACUCUCAGUUGAACAUGGGCAAGGGACUUUACGACAACAUUAUUGAGCGGUAUUUGCCCGAUUGGAUGAAGGAAAACUUGUCCCUCGCCGAUCUCAUUGCAGCCCGUCACGAGAAACUCAAGGGUUACAACGAGGACCGCUGCAACACCCUCUUCCUUGAUAUUGUCAAGGAGUGGUCUCUCUAUGGCUCUCGCAUCUAUGAUGUGAUGCAAAUGUACUCGUCUGAUUUGCCGCAAACCAUGUGGCUUGCCAUCAACGAGUGGGGUCUGCACAUUCUCAAGCCAGGCGAGAAGACUCCAAUCAUUUCGCAUUCGUUCGACAGUGUGAUCAACUACAGUCCCUCCGUCCGCAACCUCAUGAUUGUUGUCGAGAGCUUGACGCGUGGCACGAAAUACGUGUUUAGCACGCCCGAAGCCUACCAAAUUGCGCACUUGAUUCGCGACUACACGUACAUCCUGUUCGAGCGCGCCAAGUCGGGCUACAAGCCCGCGUCCGUUGCGCUGGACACUACUGCUGCUGCCGCCGCUCCAGCGCCAGCUGCUUCUGCUCUUGCCCCACCGGCGGCUGAUGCGCCUGCCAAACCGCCAAACACUCGUCAAGUUUCUUUCAGCGAGCCCAAGCCGGCAAAGGCCGAGCCCAAGGAGUCGGAACCGAUUGCCGAAUCUGAGGAAAAGGCAGCCGACUGACGGAACGUGUGACGACGACUACUACUACCACUACUACUACCACUACUACUACUACUACUACUACUACUUUCUGACUAGUUUCUGUUGUUUUUGAAGGGGGGGGGAAAGCUGUUUGGUUUUUUUUUCUGCCUCGGUCUUGUUUUGUUUUGCCUUGAUUGAUUUUUUUUUUUCGCGGUUUGUUUUGUCUUUCCUUUUUGUGAAUUUUGCUGUGUGUAUGCUCUGGUGGCGUUCCGCUCUCUCUCUCUCUCGCUGUCUUUCUCUUUCUCUCUUUUGCCAAAACUUUCGCUUGAUGCGAGCAUUGCGUUGUAUGAUUUGAACAGGAUUUUAAUGAACAAAGAAAUUGCAAAAAAC
Messenger RNA from Capsaspora owczarzaki ATCC 30864, 7329 nucleotides. RefSeq lists its product as hypothetical. Gene Ontology annotation, cellular component: myosin complex; cytoskeleton. The record is from RefSeq and is a predicted model, not a curated record. The transcript has 7 exons. Lineage: Eukaryota; Filasterea; Ministeriida; Capsasporidae. Gene Ontology annotation, biological process: signal transduction. Gene Ontology annotation, molecular function: ATP binding; cytoskeletal motor activity; protein binding. Bases 1 to 6978 code for a protein of 2325 amino acids.